Eucalyptus grandis is the source of this 805-nucleotide messenger RNA. RefSeq names its product 14 kDa proline-rich protein DC2.15. The coding region runs from base 259 to 663 and encodes 134 amino acids. NCBI's taxonomy places the organism in Eukaryota, Viridiplantae, Streptophyta, Magnoliopsida, Myrtales, Myrtaceae. The record is from RefSeq and is a predicted model, not a curated record. The transcript has a single exon.
UCGGGUGGGUGUAAUUGUACAAUCUCUCGAAAACCCAAUUUCUCAAGAUUUGGUAGCUAUCAAAUUACAAAAUAAUCGAUCUUGAUGGUUAAUCAAAACAAAUUUCGGUAUGUUACUGCAUGUUAUAUGUAGAUCUACAAAGAAAAGGACAUUAAUGGGAUAGGCCACUAUAUAAACCCUUGCUCUUCUUCACCAUUUUCAUCACAUUCGCCUUGGUCAUUCUGCACCCUCGUACCUCUCUCUCUUCAAGAUACAAUCAUGGCUUCUAAGGCUCUUGCAUCAACUGCAUUCCUUUUAAUCCUUAACCUCCUUUUCUUCACGUUAGUCAGCUCCACUCCUCUGCCAUGCGCACCUCCACCGUCAAAGCCGCACAAGCACCACCACCACUCGCAGCCGGCAAAGCCCUCUUGCCCCAGGGAUGCCCUUAAACUAGGCGUGUGCGCCGACUUGUUGAAUGGCUUGGUCAACAUUGUUGUGGGCACGCCACCAAAGACCCCCUGCUGUAGCCUCCUCGAGGGCCUGGCCGACCUCGAAGCUGCCGUCUGCCUCUGCACUGCCAUCAAAGCGAGCGUCCUUGGGAUCAACCUCAACGUCCCAGUAUCGCUGAGCUUGCUGCUGAACUACUGUGGGAAGGACGUGCCAUAUGGUUUCCAAUGUGCAUGAGGGCUCUUUCAUUUUGCUUGAUGUUGUAAAUCACUUGUGAUCACAUUGCUCUGUCUUUGCCUUUUCCGGUUUUACAUCGAAUUACUGUGGCUGGUUCCUGUUUUCCUUCAUUCAACAAAUAAAGCGUACUCUUUUCUAGCAU